AAAUUUAAGUCAAACUCCGGACGCACGGCUGGAUUGGUAAAGCUAGUGCGCCAUGUUGUCAAGUAUCUGAGUUUUACAAGCCUCAUUGAUCUUUUGACAGUUGUUGGACGGUCUAAUUGGUCACCAUUUUAGAUUGAAUUUAUCAUACAAAGUGCUAUCAUACCACCAUCCAUGCAACAAGCCGAUUUGAUCUUCUCAUGUUCUUGUUUCAACAAUACAUGACAUAGAUGCUACUCGUAUGAUCCAUGGUUUCAGUAAGUCGUGACUUCUAUUAGUCAAAACUUCCACUAGAUACCAUCUGUUGUUUUCCUUUGACAUGUUUGAGGUGACUUAUCACGAUGGCAUGUGAAUUCAGCUCAAUAGAGGGCGUCGUUUGUGAAGAAGCCGGCUGUGAAUCAAUUACUGACGUCACGUUCUUUGUGACGGAGAAGAAGAAGCUCUGUCAUGACUGUGCCUUGAAGAAAGAAUGCAUCGGAUUAGAAAGAAGAGGUCGGCUUGCUCUGUAUUGCGAAAAACAUGAUAAAACCAUGGACUUGUAUUGUAAGACGCAUGGCGAAGCUUUAUGUGUUUCAUGCGCUAUGAUAGAUCAUCGCCAACAACAAUGCAAGCAACAGGGUAUAAAGGACGCACUCCUAGAAAACAAAGCGAAGCUCAGCAUCCUCAAGGAAUAUACGGUGGACAAAUUAGAGCUAUUCCAAGACUAUGGAAAUGAGAUUCAUCAGAUUAAACCAGUUGCCGACGACCAUCUUCAGACUAUUAGGAAUGAGGUUGGUUCCGAAGUAGAAAGGGCUAUUGAAAGAGACAGAGCCAGGCAAGGGGAAGACUCUGAUAAAAUUGACCAGGAGAUCAAUGAUAAAAAUGAACAACUUCAAGAAGAGAUUCAAAAGCUCCAGAAUAAAAUUCAAAAGAACAACGACGAAAGAGAGAAGCGGCAUGAAGAAAAUCGUUCGAAUUCAGAGAAAAGACGAGAAACAAUCAAGGAUAAACAACGCAUUCUUCAUGCUGACAUUCAGAACAUCGCUCAAGAGAUCGAGAUAAAGAUUGGAGAGCUUGAAAAAGCAUGGCAAGACGACACAAAUGCAAGAAAAAAAGCAAAAGAGACACUGGACAAGAUUCUUGAAGACGAUAUAAGUAUUGUGAAAGAUGGACAUCGUGUGAAUGCAUCAGUGAGUGAGAAACUGAAAGAGCAACUGAACGGGGGUGAGGUGAAAGAACUGAUUCGUGUUAUAUCAGGUGUGAAGUUUGUGAAGGGUGUUGGGCGAGAGAAGUAUGAUGGAAGAAUUGAUGGGUAUGAUGGAGAGUGGAAGCUCAUUGAUACAAUCGAUGUCAGAGAUACAAUCAAAUACCCACGCCUUGUUGGAUGUAUAAGUAAAGAUCAUGUGAUGAUCACAAAUGGACCGACUAGUGAAGAACAUUGCAAUACCUACACAUUAGAUUUGAACAGUAAAAAUACCCAGAGAGUGAUCAUCGGUAAUCGAAUGUCUUGGGUUAUUACUUGUGCAGUGCUGAAUGGUGGCACGGUGGUAUGUGGUAGAUACAUCAAAGGUUGUAGAGGACGCAGUUUACCUGGAUGUAUCAGUGUAUACGACAGACAGUGGAAUCACAUCAAUGACGUCACAAUACCAAGGAACACAAUGCACGAUAGUACAUGGGUGUGUGUUGAAGCUGAUCAGGAUGGAACGAUCAUCGCAGCCGAGGGGAAUCAGCCUAAGAUAUAUGCCAUCAACCUAGCUGAUGCUACCAUUAUCAAUACGAUCACGUGUCAAGAGGAUAUGAGAAUGAGCUGUGUGCUGUCAUCAGGUCACAUCAUCACUCGAAAAACACCAUUUGAUCGUAGGGUGCGCAUCAUUAACAGGGGCGGUGAUCAUACGGAAAUCUCCCACACUGACAUCAUUUACAAUGUGUGCGUUGAUCGUAUGACAGACGACCUCUACGUCGUGACAUCUGAUGAUGAGUACAAGACGUGUGUAAUUGAUCAGGUGACGAGUGGGGGUGAUGUAAUAAAGAGAAGAGUAACAUAAUUUCCUUUAUCAAUUAGACUCACACUGGCUACGAGAUCCGCUCACAUUGUCGCGUCUCGAGUGACGAUGACGUCAUCGGGAAAUAUGCUUGCAUGUGAUGGCGAUACUAUUCUCAUAUUCAAAAAGCGCUUUAUCCUUUAGAUCGAUGGUAUCACAAUUAUGAUAUUACUGAACAUGUAUGGUUUAAUUUGGGAGAACCACUAGGAAGAAUGAUUAUGAUUUAACUUUGUUUUUUUGUCGAUCAUUAUACAUAAUACUUAACAAUAUUCAAACCUAAGCUCUUACAUCCAGGAACCUAGAUAUUUGUGAGGGAUAGUGAAUGGCAUGGUAUUGUGUGCGACAUCAAAAAUUGUUAACACCAAUACAAGUAAGAAGAGGAAGAGGUAGAAGGAGUGUGAUAUGUAUUAAUUUGAUAGUAUUACCAAUGAUAAUGGGCUUGACAAUAUUCUACCUUGAGAAGCUUGAAGACGUUUUGUUCUAGACUCACGUGCUGGCAUAGGCAAGUCGGGACUGCGUCACUCGAAACAGUAUUCCAUUGUUUCAACAAUUUUAAAACCAAACUAUACCGGAAUACUUUCUUUGUUUCAGUUAAAAUUAAUCAAAAUGACUGCCGAAUAGGAUGAUCAUCGCAUUUCAUCGUGUAUUAUUCAAUUUAUUUUAUACCUUUGUAUGACUACUUGCGUUCCUCAUUAAACAGUUCAUUUUGUAUCAUACUGCAUUAUUAUUUUACCCUUUAUACUCUACCACGUGAUGAUUAAAUGAAGCAUUUCUUUCUUUUUAAAAUUGAUUUCAGUGUUAUCUUUAUAUAGUAGUGAAAAUGUAAAAUACAAAAACUAUAAAUAACAUAACUAUAGUAUAGGACUUUCGAUGACAUUUAUUCAUUGAAACUUACUUUUACAAGCAUGAAAAUAAUUUAUCUUCUGUAUCUACAGUAUAUCAAAGAAAGAUAAAGCGGUUUGAAAAUUUGAGAGUUUUGUAAGGUAUACAUGGUAAAGAGAAUAUACGGUAUAUUACAUUUACGCAUUUAACAUGUCUGAUGAUUAAUUUCAAUGAUAUCUUAAGUUGUGAACUUAAGUGAGAUUAAAGGCUACAAUUACUGUCUAUUAUUCUUUCUUUCUUAUUACUUGUAUAUUUGUUUGUUUAUAUUCAUGAAUUUUGAUAAAAUAUUAUUACAAACAAACGAACUGUACCGUUGGUUAAAAGGUACAACAUAAUAUCUGACCAUGGAGUUGCAUAGUUGCUUGUUGCAAAGAACAUAAACGUAUUUUUGGGUAUAAUAAUUAAAUUUUCAACGAUUGACUUUAGGCAUGGCUGGUGAAACUUUCUUGUUCGCAAAACUUUACGAACUGCCUCUCGAAACGUCCGCUGUUCUGCUAAUGGCAACUAACACUGUUUUCUUCUUUUAAAAUAUAUAUUGUAAUCGCUCAAUCAGUUGGAAAUAUGUAAUCGAUAUAGCAAUCAAUUCGCUUUUGCAAAGAUCUUUUAACUUUUUAUCUUGCUUUAACUUUUACGAAUUGUAUAUAGGUCCUAUACAAGUUCAGAAAUUCAUAAAGGCUUGCGUUAUCAUUAGCUAUGUAAACCAAAAGUGGGAUACCAAGAUUUUAAACGGUUUCACUUUCAUGAUCGUCAUCAAUAUUCAUUGCUCAUUGACAUCUUCCCAAUUGCGAAACUAUUCACUAAUUCUUGUUUAAAAAAUGCACGAUUUUGUAUUUUGAAUAGUGUUGGAAUACGAAGAGGGGCGGAUCCAUGAUUCCAGAUGAGGGCAAAAAGAAUGCCUAAAGAAUGUGACAAUUCCCCCAGAAGCGAGGGGAAAAUGAUUAUUCCAAAAUAUAUACUAUUUCCUCUCUAUCUGUCUGUCUGUCUCUCUCCCACUCUCUACAAAAAAUGACAAGCAAAGAAAGAAAGAAAGAAAGAAAAAAAAUGGUAAGGUCUAUCACUGUUUUCAUUCUCACUUCCAACGACAGCAAGGGGGGGGUGCUCCUUUAUGUGCCCCAACAUGGAUCCGCGCCUGACGAAAAAGUUGACACUGUUGAAUAGGCCUAAAUCUUGGUAAAAAAAAAGAUGUAUUGCUCGUUCUCGUCAGUUUCGUGUAUUAUUUGUACAACAGUCUUGAUCCAUUUAGUCUCCGACAACAUAAAUUCAUAGACUUUGCAUGGUGCAAGUUACACUCAAAAUCAAUAUAUUAUAUAAAAUCCUCUCUGCGUGCUUAGUAUGUGUUUUCAUUUUCAAUAAAGGUAUUCCCCAU
Messenger RNA from Lytechinus pictus (painted urchin), 4266 nucleotides. RefSeq lists its product as uncharacterized. Gene Ontology annotation, molecular function: ubiquitin protein ligase activity; zinc ion binding. Gene Ontology annotation, biological process: protein ubiquitination. The transcript is spliced from 2 exons. The coding region runs from base 339 to 2021 and encodes 560 amino acids. NCBI's taxonomy places the organism in Eukaryota, Metazoa, Echinodermata, Echinoidea, Temnopleuroida, Toxopneustidae. Gene Ontology annotation, cellular component: cytoplasm. The record is from RefSeq and is a predicted model, not a curated record.